CAAAAACCCUCCUUUCUGCAAAUGGCUGAGGCUUUGCUCGGAACUUUAAAUCAAAACUUGCAAUCUUUUGGCCAAGACCAACUUGCAACGUUUUGGGGUGUUGACCAACAGAUUCAAAAGCUUUCCAGCAAUCUCACUGCAAUCCGUGCUGUUCUCAGAGAUGCUGAGAGAAAACAAAUAACAAGUUAUGCUGUCAAAGAUUGGCUGCAGAAACUCACAGAUGCAGCAUAUGUGCUGGAUGAUAUCUUAGAUGAAUGUUCAAUUCACUCCACAAAACUGAAUUUUGAUGAUGCACAUACAUCAUGCCUAACCCGUUUCCAUCCUAAGGACAUUCUCUUUCGUUUCAAUAUUGGCAAGAGGAUGAAAGAUAUCACACAAAGAUUUCAAGACAUUCAUGAAGAAAGGAGCAUGUUUAAUUUAGAACCCGGUGUCACAGAGGUCCAAACAAUCAAUGAUAAUUGGCGCCAAACUAGCUCUGACAUUACAGAACCUGUAGUCUACGGUAGAGACCAGGAUCGAGAGCAAAUUUUGAAGUUUCUUUUCGAAGAGGUUAGUGACAGUGAAGGCCUCUCCAUCUAUCCCAUAGUUGGCAUGGGUGGACUUGGAAAAACAACAUUAGCCAAGCAGGUCUUCAAUGAUAACAGGGUAUGCAAACAUUUUGACUUGACAAUUUGGGUUUGUGUUUCUGAUGAUUUCAACACCAUGACAAUACUCCGAUCCAUCAUAGAAUGCAUCACUGGACAAAAAUCCAAACUCAAAAGCUUAGAAGCAAUCCGGAAAAAGGUUGAGGAAGUGUUGCACGGGAUGAAGUAUUUACUUGUUCUUGAUGAUGUGUGGAAUGAAGACCAAGAGAAAUGGAAGCAGUUGAAGGGAAAAUUGCAAUGCGCAAGGGCAGCAAAAGGAGCUACCAUUUUGGUCACUACUCGACUCGAGGAAGUUGCUAACACCAUGCAGACACAUCCUGCUUACCAUUUGAAAGAAUUGUCAGGAGAUGAUAGUUGGUCAUUGUUCAAACACCAUGCGUUUGGACCAAACAGAGAAGAAACGGAAGAACUCGUGUCAAUUGGCAAAGAGAUAGUGACAAAAUGCAUUGGUUCGCCGCUUGCAAUCAAAACUUUGGGAAGCCUAUUACGUGAUGAAAGUGACGUAAAACAAUGGCAGAAUGUAAAGGAAAGUGAGAUUUGGCAUAUACGGGAGGAAAGUAGUUUUGCAACAGGUGAGGAAAAUUCUAUCAUGCGUGCUUUGAAAUUAAGCUAUUUUAAUUUGGAAUUGUCAUUGCGGAGAUGCUUUUCUUUUUGUGCAAUUUUCCCCAAAGAUUUGGAAAUAGACAAGGAAGAAUUGAUUCAUCUCUGGAUGGCUAAUGGGUUUAUUGAAAGUGAAAGAAACAUAGAAGUGGAGGAUGUUGGAAAUAAAGUGUGGAAUAAAUUAUACCGUAGAUCAUUUUUUCAGGAAGCAAAAUGUGAUGAAUUUGGCAUGAUCAAAAGUUUCAAGGUGCAUGAUCUAUUUCAUGAUCUUGCCCAGUCUAUUAUGGGUGAGGAAUGUGUGGUUGUUGUGAAAGGAAGAUUGACUACAUUGUCAACUAAAGUUCACUAUUCAAGCUUGUUCAAUUCUGGUGAGUCUGAUGAUAUGACUGCUCAAAGAGUUCACUAUUCAAGCUUGUUCAAUUCUGGUGAGUCUGAUGAUAUGACUGCUCAAAGAUUCAUGACUGCUUUGAAGAAGGUUGAAUCCCUGCGGACUUUUCUUGAUUAUGAGGGUAUUGGUCCGAUGCCAUCAAAUCCUUGUCUCCGAGCAUUGCAAACAAGCUCUUCUUUGUUAUCCCCACUCAAGGAUUUAACACUUUUGAGAUACUUGAGUUUGAGUUUGACUUUUAAUAGGAGUUCGGAAGAAAACUUAAAUAACUCAAUUUGUCAGUUGCCGAAACUACAAACAUUGAAACUGUGUAAUUGCCACCAAUUUCAUGGGCUGCCUAAGAACUUGACACGAUUAGAGGAUCUGAGGCAUAUUGUGAUUAAUGGCAGGGAUUCAAUACAAGAGAUGCCUUCGAAUAUUGGCAAGUUAAGGCAACUAAGAACCCUGAACAUUUUUGUUGUGGGUUUAAAACCAGGGUGUGGAUUAGCAGAGUUGCAUAGCUUAAAGCUGGGAGGCACGCUGAGAAUCAGAGGCCUUGAAAACAUCCCCAAUGAAUGGGAUGCUAAACAAGCAAAUUUAAUGAGCAAGAAAGAGUUGAAUCGCCUACACUUGUCAUGGGGUGCUAGUGCUAAUUCAGAAGGUAGUAAUGUUAGUGCGGAGAAAGUACUUGAAGCCCUGCAACCACCCUCAACUCUGAAGAGUUUUGAGAUGAGAGGAUAUCGAGGAAGACAAUUAUCCCAUUGGAUGAGAAGUGUUGUAGUUCUGAGAGACUUGGUGGAAGUUAACCUCUUGGACUGUGACAACUGUGAUGAGCUGCCUCCACUUGGCAAACUAGCACACUUGAAAAGGCUAGAGGUGAGUGGAAUGAAAAAUGUGAAGUGGAUAGAUGGUGAGACAUAUAACGGCGUGGAGGAGAAGGCAUUUCCAUCGUUGGAGAAAUUGACCAUGAGAAAUUUACCAAAUUUGGAGAGAAUGUUGAGGGAGGAAGGAGUAGAGAUGCUCCCUCGACUUUCUGAAUUAAGAACUUUUUGCGUCUCCAACAUUAAAUUUCCUCGUCUUUCUUCUGUUGAGAAACUUAUUGCUGUGAGCAUUGACGAAGUGGCUUCCUUCAUGGAAGGGGUUGUGGGGAAUCUUCCUUCUCUAAAGACCUUGGAAAUUCAAAGCGUUAAAGGAGCUGUGGUAUUACCCAACCAACUCCGUGUGUUGGAUGCGCUACAAGAACUACGUAUUGGAGAUUGGCAUGAUGUGGAGUAUUUUACUGAACAUGUGCUAGAAGGUCUGACUUCUCUACGAACUUUGUCCAUUAAUUACUGUAAGAAAUUAAAAUCCUUGUCUGAAGGUGUGCGGCAUUUGGCUUGUCUUGAGAGUUUGACGAUCAGUGGUUGUCCAGAGCUGAUGGAUCUAUCAAGCAAUAUGAGCCAACUAACUACCCUUUGGACUGUCUCAAUUAAGGUAUGCUCCAGAUUACCGUAUGGCUUACAACAUGUCCCUUCCCUAAGAACUUUGGAUAUAACAUCUUGCAAAUGUACUUCAUUGCCGGAUUGGGUCGGAGACAUGACUUCUCUUCAAAAAUUAAGCAUUAGGUUCUGUAGGGAGUUGAGGUCACUACCGAAUAGCAUUCAACACCUCACCAACUUGUCUCAUUUAAGCAUACACGGAUGUCCUCAUCUGAAGAAGCGGUGCAAGAGGGAAACAGGAGAGGAUUGGCAAUACAUAAAGCACAUCCCAAAAAUAGAACUAUUCCAUUGUGAAACCGACCUUUUAUGGUAAAUUCAAUAGUGUUGUGUUUACUUGUGUCAGUUUUUCUUUAAAAUUUGUGU
Vigna radiata var. radiata (mung bean) is the source of this 3449-nucleotide messenger RNA. Its product is annotated as putative disease resistance protein RGA3. The transcript has a single exon. Gene Ontology annotation, biological process: defense response to other organism. Gene Ontology annotation, molecular function: ADP binding. NCBI's taxonomy places the organism in Eukaryota, Viridiplantae, Streptophyta, Magnoliopsida, Fabales, Fabaceae. The coding region runs from base 22 to 3399 and encodes 1125 amino acids. The record is from RefSeq and is a predicted model, not a curated record.